Passer domesticus (house sparrow) is the source of this 5214-nucleotide messenger RNA. RefSeq names its product ras-like protein family member 11A-like. The transcript is spliced from 4 exons. Lineage: Eukaryota; Metazoa; Chordata; Aves; Passeriformes; Passeridae. The coding region runs from base 298 to 1050 and encodes 250 amino acids. The record is from RefSeq and is a predicted model, not a curated record. Gene Ontology annotation, molecular function: GTP binding; GTPase activity.
AGGGCUGAGGGGUGCCGGCUGCAGGAAUGUCCCGCUCCCCUCGUGAUUGGCUGCGGGCUGCCGGAGUCAGCUUUCACGGGGGCCGAUCAAAAAGUUCCCUUCGGCUCUCCGAAGUCGCUGUCUGAGCCGAGGCACCGGCCGGAGGAGGCCGGGCUCUGUCUCGCAUUCCUCGGGAGGACGCCUGCGGUGGGAUGAGAGCGCUUCUGGCUGCCGGGAGAGCCGGGCGAGGGCGGGCGCCGCGGAGCCGCGCUCCCGCUUUUCUCCCGCGGCCCGGGCUGAGCAGCCAUCCCUCCUGGCAUGCUCCUCAUCCCUGAGGACACGAUGUCUCAGUACUCCACCAACUUCCUGCUGCUGCCCAUCCCGGAGUACCCCGCGCUGGACUGCGCGCCCAACAAGAUUAUCAAGCUGGUGGUGCUGGGCGGCAGCGGCGUGGGCAAGACAGCCCUGGUGGUUCGCUUCCUCACAAAGAGGUUCAUUGGGGACUACGAAGCCAACACUGGUGCUUUGUAUUCCAGGAAGUUCACCAUAGAUGGGGAGCAGAUCUCUCUGCAGGUGCAGGACACUCCCUUUGUCUCAUUGGAGGAUGACACGGACAGCAUCUGCUGCCAGGAGCAGAUAAACCGCUCGAUCUACUGGGCCGACGGCUUCGUGUUCGUGUACUCCAUCACGGACUACGAGAGCUUCCGCGCGCUGCGCCCGCUGCACCAGCACAUCCGCAGGAUCCACCCCCACGCCAACAUCCCCCUGCUGCUCAUGGCCAACAAGGGCGACCUGCUGCGGGCCAGGCAGGUCUCCUCCAAGGAGGGGCUGCAGCUGGCCGCCGAGCUGGGCGGCACCUACUGCGAGGUGUCGGCGCGGGAGAACUGCGAGGGCGUGCACGAGGCCUUCCAGCAGCUGUGCCAGGAGCUCAGCAGGAGCAGCAGCUCCUGCAACGGGGAGAAGAGGAGAGGUCUCCACCUGGUGCGGCCCAAGUCGCCCAACAUGCAGGACUUGAAGAGGCGCCUGAAGCAGGCUCUGACUUCCAAAGGCAAAUCUGCCACCACGCUUUGAUGCGGCCGCCCGGGAAUUGUGUUCUGGAGCCUUGGAUAAAAAGGGAACAAGCUGGGAAAAAGGGGCAGCAGUUGAGCCAUCAGGUUGUGUGGAGACUCUCAGGUCCUGUGAGAGACUCUUUGGUUGGGUCUUCACAUCUUGCUCAAAAAGCCCCUGCUCGUUCAGCAAAGGAACUCACAGAAUUUGCUCUCUGGGGCAGGGAUUUCGAAAUUCUGGUUUAAAAAGAGAUCAUCCCAAGCUAUUUCUUUUUUUUUUUUUUUUAAUUUGGAAAGGACUGCAUUCAAAUAUCUUGGUGUUAAAAAGUGGGUUUUGUUAAUGAGAAUAAUGAAAUCAUAUUUUUAAGAGAUGUCACUUCCUUUGGGGAUGGUUGUGUUCCCAAACACAGGCAGUGAACUACAGCAGAACCUGAGGGGAGUGAUGGGAGCUGUACUGAGCAAGAAAAAUGGACCAGAUCUGCUUCAGUGCAAGACUGGAAAAUAAAUGAAUUAAUUCAUUUAAAUGAAGAGCAUAAAUAAUGAAAAGUGUUAAUUGAAAGAAAGAGUUCUGAGCAAUGGGGAGAGAUUUGUUCAUAUGCAAAUUUAAGCCUUAUGGUGUCUCCUUAAAGGGAGGUUUUUAAAAAAAAUCACUAUUUUUUCAGAUUAUUUUUGUUUAAAAGCACAGUGACUGCUUCUGAAAGUGAUUAUUUGGGCUAAAUACAAACUUGUGGCAGCUUUCUGUAGUCAGUCUCUCCAUGGCAUUUCUCAUUUUUCUGAAGGUUUCUUGCAUGGCAAAAGGGAAAAAUAGAUCAGAGUGGUAUAAAACAUGCCAAAAAAUGGAUUGCAGUAAUCAGGAGCAAUGAGGUCACCUAAAACUCAUUUUUUUUUUUCCCCAGACUAGUUAGACUUCAAGUUCAAAAUGCUUUUGGAGAAACAAAGCCUUCACACAAAACAUAUUUACAUCAUUCGGUUGUCCGGGAUUUUUUUAAGAAGAAAAGAUUUUAUGAUGCCUGAAAUUUUUGGCUUUGGGAAUUCAUUAUUUUGUUGUUUGAGUGUUUGUUGUUAAACCCAGGCUUCCCUGAAGAGCUCCCAGAGCAUCCCAGCCUGUCAGGACAUAUCCCAGUGGCAGCGUCUGGUUGUGCCUCAGCACGUCCAAGGAUCUGGGGCUGCAUCCCAUGGACUGAUUUAUGGAACCAAUAACAACAGCAGGGAGCUCCAGCACUGUGUGCUCAGUGAGAGUGGGCUUGGACCGUGUAAAAUUCAUGAUGCACCAACCUGUCCUUCAAACAGAGCAGAUGAGCAAUUCAAGGACCAUGAAAUGAAGUCAAGCUCAGUGAUUUAUACUCAGGGACACUGGAGGGAAACCCGAGUUUGAUGGAUAUGGAAAAACACUCCCAGCUGCAGUUUCAUCUGGCAAGACUGAGCUAAAUCAACCUUUUCCUCAUUAGGAGCAGCAAAAAUGGAAAUGGAGUCUGAUGAGUAUUUGUGUAGCUCAGGGCUUUAAAAUGUACUUUGUAUUUUUCAUUUCCCUAUAUUAGACAGCUCUAGCCAUGAUUUUAUCACCUGGAUUUGCCUUAUCUCCAGCUCACUUUCUGUUUUAUUUAUUGUUUUCCACAGCUGCUCAUCUGAGGGUGUCUUGUGUUCUGAUUCAUUUAAGAGUCUUUCGUUCCCACAAAUGCUGGUUUUAAAUUCAGUUUCAAGUGGUAUUAGGAGGGGAAAAGUUGGAUCAUCCAAAAAGGGACUCAAAUUAUAUCAGGGAAUUUUUACUUUGGCUUGUGCUUAAUUAACAAUUUGGUGUUUGAGCAAUGUCAUUAAUCAUCCCAGGCACUUUGGUAUUUAUGGCAUGGAAUUUCAAUGUUUUAAAUUAAUAAUAGCACAGCUCAAAUAUUGAAUGUGAAAUUCAAUAACUCAAAUAUUGAAUCUAGAGAUUCAAUGGCUCAAAUAUUGAGUCUAAAGAUUCAAUAACAAGAAAUAGAGCAGUUUGCAAGACACACAGAAGCUGAAGUAUUUUUGUGUUGAAAAAAUGAUCACCAAUUUUGAGUAGCAAUUAACAAUUUUGCCACUCCAGUACUGCAUAACAAGGGCUAAAUUUGCUGAAGACAAUUUGCUGACAUUGAUUUGUUUGCAACUUCCUUCAGCUCAAAUCUUUUCUAAUUUGGGAAGAAAUGUCACCAAAAUUCAAACCUGUCAGUGUUUUAGUUUCAUUAGGGAUUAAUAAAAACAUGCAAGGUCUUCCCUGAGUAGUGAAUAAAAUGGCUUCUUUAUGUGUCACAUAUGUAAAUAUUCCUUGUUUACACUGAAAUCCAUUGUUUUUCCUUCUUACAACCUAAGACACCCUGCUUUGGAAAUAUUCCUUAUGUAAGGAAAUACUCCUUAUGCAAAUAAGUAUUCCCACAUUCCUGUGGAGAGGAAGAAAAAAAUCUACAUUUUGGCUAAAGCCAAAAAAUACUGAACCAUUUAAGUCUUCUCUUAGGUACUAACAUGUGGCAAACAUUUAUUCUGCUACAGAAACUUUAGUAUUUCCUUUGUUCAUUGACCAGGAGUACAAAUACUGGUUUUAAGCCAGGACUAACCAUCCACAGAAGGCAGUAAAGCUCAGUAUUUUCAUUUGGGGUGCAGCAGCUGAGCCCCAGCACACCUCACUGUGCCCCAGAGGCAAGGCUGAAGGGCAGCACAAAAAGCAGGGAGAAAAGAAUGCUAUAGAAUCAAGUGCCUAAAAAUAAUCCUGUACGAGAUCAAAGUUUGGUCAUGUAGAACCUGAUCCUGAAUUAGAAACUUCAGGCUGCCAGGGGAAAACAUGCAUUCUACUGAAGGUUUAAAAUUAACCCUCUAGAGAGAAAGUACUGCCACAAGUCAGGAGGGGAGGGGGAAAACAAAGAUUUGAGAGUGUGGGGUGGUUUUUGGAUAUCAAAGAAAAUUCUCCUCUCAGUUCUAUUGAUUUAGUCCAGAUUAACUCUGCUGCAAUCAAUACCAACAGCAGCGAACUGUAGAAUUCCGUCUUUCAAAUUGUAUUUUUUCUCAUCCCUCAUCAUUCUCCUGAGCAUUUGAAAUCUUUGUGCACCAUCUGGUUUUCAAGAUGGUUUUACAGCUGGGUUUACUUGGGCACAAAGCAGUUGAGUGAUUUGCCCCAAGGUUGCACAGCUGAGCAAGUACUUGAGAGGAACUCCAACCCUGUGUGAUUAAUUCCCAACUCUACAACAACUCUCAGACCCUACACCUCCCUCAAGGUGUGCACAGUGAGUUGUGUUGCACAGCAAUGUAAUUAAAAGUUGGGGAAAGUCUGUGAAAUGUCACCUGUGCUGGCACUGAGCAGUCUCAGUGACAGGCUGGCAGCUCACAAUUACACCAAGGCAGGCUUGGGAGCCACUGGACAGGUUUGUUAGUGGUUGUUUCUGUGUUCCUGUCAGCUGCACCUUGGCCAGAUCCCUUCCUCUGUUACUCUGCCCAUAGGUCACAGAUAUCUGUCACACACUUCAGCAUCCCUGGGACAGAAUCACCAAGGAGAAAGAAAGGAAUUGCCCCCAUUUCCAUAGGGAUGGCUGAAAUAUUUACAUCUGAACUCUCAUCUUGCUUCUGCAUUCCUUUAAAACUCCAUUGUUGUUUGGAUCCCACAUUUACACCUGGAACAGAGGAUAAAACCAGAAAAUUCAGGCAACUGCUCAGACAGAAAUAUUUGUAUCCAGGGUACAUGGCUGCUCCCAGGAGUUGUGUCAGGUGUACAAAUGAAGAAGGAAUCAUUUUCUGAGACAUCAAAAGAAACUUGCUCUGUACCAGAAGAGUUGUCUAAUUGUUUUCCAAGGCAAGCUGGGUGGCUGCCAGCUGAUUGUUACUGCUGGAUUUCCCUCUGCCUACUGGCAGAGUAGAUUUGGGGUCAAAAUCCCACUGCAGUGUUUGCAGAGCCUGCACAGGCCCUGAGGCAGCAGAACACAAUGAAAUACUUGCUAAUAUUUCAUGUUCAUGGGUUCUCAGAGCUCUGCUGGGCUGUGCCUGUCUCCUCUGGGGCUCACACAGGAAAACCACGGAAUUAAAGUUAAAAAAGAUCUCCAGCUUCACUUUAAAAGCUCAAAAGCAGGGCCACUGGGGUAGAGAAGAUGAUCCAAUCUAUCACUGAUGGAGACAAAGCAAGACUCUUCCUUUGAUAAUUCCUCACUGACUCUGCCCUCCUUGCCCCUUUCUAUUCAUGCCUUUG